GCGGCUGGAGGGAGCGCCCUGUGCCCUGUCCCUUUAAGGAGGAGGGCCAAGCGCAGUCAAGAGUGCGGACGUUGCCCACGACCUCCUACCAUCCCAAAGCAGCUUCCGCCACGGUCCCAGCCGCCCUCCCGGUUAGCAGAGUCCGCUCCGGCCCCAGGCAGCGAGUCGCCCACCAUGGUGAAGAUUGUGACCGUCAAGACCCAGGCGUACCCGGACCAGAAGCCGGGUACGAGCGGGCUGAGGAAGCGGGUGAAGGUGUUCCAAAGCAGCGCCAACUACGCGGAGAAUUUCAUCCAGAGUAUCAUCUCCACCGUGGAGCCCGCGCUGCGACAGGAGGCCACGCUGGUGGUGGGCGGGGACGGCAGGUUCUACAUGAAGGAGGCCAUCCAGCUCAUAGUCCGCAUCGCCGCCGCCAACGGGAUUGGUCGCUUGGUCAUUGGGCAGAAUGGAAUCCUCUCCACCCCUGCGGUUUCCUGCAUCAUUAGAAAGAUCAAAGCCAUUGGUGGGAUCAUUCUGACAGCCAGCCACAACCCAGGAGGGCCCAAUGGAGAUUUUGGAAUCAAAUUCAAUAUUUCUAACGGAGGUCCUGCUCCGGAAGUGAUAACUGAUAAAAUUUUCCAAAUCAGCAAGACAAUUGAAGAAUACGCAAUUUGCCCUGACCUGAAAGUAGACCUUGGAGUUCUGGGAAAACAGCAGUUUGACCUGGAAAACAAGUUCAAACCCUUCACAGUGGAAAUUGUGGAUUCGGUGGAAGCUUAUGCAGCGAUGCUGAGAAACAUCUUUGAUUUCAAUGCCCUGAAAGAGCUGCUUUCUGGCCCAAACCGACUAAAGAUCCGUAUAGAUGCCAUGCAUGGAGUUGUGGGACCGUAUGUGAAGAAGAUCCUCUGCGAAGAACUCGGUGCCCCUGCAAACUCAGCAGUUAAUUGCGUUCCCCUGGAGGACUUUGGAGGCCACCAUCCUGACCCCAACCUCACCUAUGCAGCUGACCUGGUGGAGACCAUGAAGACAGGAGAGCAUGAUUUUGGGGCUGCCUUUGAUGGUGAUGGGGAUCGGAACAUGAUUCUGGGCAAGCAUGGUUUCUUUGUGAACCCUUCAGACUCUGUGGCUGUCAUUGCUGCCAACAUCUUCAGCAUUCCAUAUUUCCAGCAAACUGGGGUCCACGGCUUUGCACGCAGCAUGCCCACGAGUGGUGCCCUGGACCGGGUGGCUAAUGCUACAAAGAUUGCUUUGUAUGAGACCCCAACUGGCUGGAAGUUUUUUGGGAAUUUGAUGGAUGCAAGCAAACUGUCCCUUUGUGGGGAGGAAAGCUUCGGGACUGGUUCUGAUCACAUCCGUGAGAAGGAUGGACUCUGGGCUGUCCUUGCCUGGCUCUCCAUCUUAGCAACCCGCAAACAGAGUGUGGAGGAUAUUCUGAAAGAUCACUGGCAAAAGUAUGGCCGGAAUUUCUUCACCAGGUAUGAUUAUGAGGAGGUGGAAGCUGAGGGUGCAAACAAAAUGAUGAAGGACUUGGAAGCCCUGAUGUCCGAUCGCUCCUUUGCAGGGAAGCAGUUUUCAGUGGGUGACAAAGUUUACACUGUGGAGAAAGCAGAUAACUUUGAAUACAGUGAUCCAGUGGAUGAAAGCAUUUCAAGAAAUCAGGGCUUGCGGCUCCUUUUUGCAGAUGGUUCUCGUGUCAUCUUCCGACUGAGUGGCACUGGGAGUGCGGGAGCAACCAUUCGCCUGUACAUUGACAGCUACGAGAAGGACAUCACCAAGAUCUACCAGGACCCCCAGGUCAUGUUGGCCCCCCUUAUUUCCAUUGCCCUGAAGGUGUCCCAGCUCCAGGAAAGGACGGGACGCACUGCACCCACCGUCAUCACCUAAGAAGACAGGCCAGAUACGGUACGUCCCUCCACCCCAGGACCUAUCCAAGUCAUCUGAUUGAAGAGCAUGGACAGAAACAAAGUGAAUAUUCACCUUGGCUUUUUUGGAUUAAGUGUUUCCACCAACCAGUAUUGAUGAAUGGUGCAUUUGCAAGGCACUGACCAUUGAGAGGUCCUUGGGAGCCAUGUAGGAAUGAGGAUCCAGGACUUAUUCUACUGUCGGUUCCUUCUCACGCCCUUACGCACUACUGCUGUGUGAGUUUUUGUCUCUUUAGCACCAGGUACUGUUUACACUAUGGAGGUGGAACAUCAUGUAGCAAGGCCAUUUUUCAUCCUUAGGACAUGCCAAUGAAAUGACAAUGUAAGUCCCUUUCUCCUCAGUGAAUCUCACCCCUCACCCCCUGCCAGUCCUCAUUUAUUGUUUACAUGUAAUCCAGCAAUUCAAUUUCUGGUGUCUUCUCUCCAAUCAGUUCCUUCCUCAGAGUGAGACGUACAAAUCUCUGUCUUGUUUUGCAACAUUGUCCCAUUCUCACAGGUUAUUUUGGGAUAUUAAAGCAAAAUAAGCUGCUA
Molecule: messenger RNA, 2432 nt
Organism: Choloepus didactylus (southern two-toed sloth)
Lineage: Eukaryota; Metazoa; Chordata; Mammalia; Pilosa; Megalonychidae
Gene: PGM1
Product: phosphoglucomutase 1
Exons: 11
Coding region: 175-1863 (562 amino acids)
Biological process (GO): carbohydrate metabolic process
Cellular component (GO): cytosol
Molecular function (GO): phosphoglucomutase activity; magnesium ion binding
Source: RefSeq, a predicted model, not a curated record